Ambispora leptoticha is the source of this 993-nucleotide messenger RNA. The record is from the annotation of a GenBank genome assembly. Lineage: Eukaryota; Fungi; Glomeromycota; Glomeromycetes; Archaeosporales; Ambisporaceae.
AUGGCUGUAAAUAAUUCGUUGAAUCUUAGAAGUCCAGCCGUAAAACGCCUUCUUCAAGAAGCCCGUGAAUUACAGCAAGACCAAUCGAUAGACUAUGUAGCGAGUCCCUUAGAGGAUAACAUCUUUGAAUGGCAUUUUGUAAUUCGUGGUCCUGACAAUACUGAAUUCGAAGGUGGGCGGUAUCAUGGACGCAUCAUAUUUCCUUCGGAAUAUCCAUUUAAACCGCCAAAUUUGAUGCUUCUGACACCAAAUGGCCGAUUUGAAUUAAACAAAAAAAUCUGCUUAAGUAUUACUGGGUAUCACCCGGAAUACUGGCUUCCAGCUUGGGGAGUUCGUACUGUUCUUUUAGGAUUAAUUGGAUUUAUGACUACAAAAGCUAAUGGCGCAAUUGGAGGAAUCGAUUACACUGAAUCAGAAAGAAAAAAUUUAGCAGUAAAGUCACGAGAUUGGAUCUGUUCCUCCUGUGGUGUUUCUAAUAUCUGUUCAUUACCUGACAAACGAGAUGAUGUAAAACAAGAAAAUGAUAAUUCUACAAAGUCAUCACCAUCUAAAGAGACAGCAACGGAUGCUGCUACUGCUAAUACUGCAAGCAUUGGCACUAGCAUUCCACAAUUUUCAUUUAAAUAUGAAGACAAAAAUGAAAAUAAUGACACCGAAAAUAUUAAUUCAAUAAGAGAUACAAACUUAACAACUAAAAUAACAUCAUCAGGUUUUGGUAUUGGAAACGACGAUACAAAAGCCGGAGUAAUCGAUGAAACUGCAAAUAUCGCAAUUACCGCCGCCUCAUCCUCUUCCUCCACAAUAAUACAAAAAUCCCCAAAUCAUUUACAAUCUACACCGCUGCCAAUACCACCACCUACACCAGCACAACAACCCCUGCAACCUCGUCGUCCUACAUAUUCAUCGCCUCUAUCAUUAUUCUUUCUCGAUUCUUUAAUAAUGACUCUAAUAUGCGUGGUGAUUGGUUUAGUUGCUAAAAAAAUUAGCUCUUAA